UGCGGAGAGGAGUGGAAUGGAGACUCUAUGGGCAGGUCCUUCCCUCAGCAUCCUCACUACUGAACUGUGUAGGGAGGACGUGCCAGUCUAGACCCUGCUAACAUGGCGGCGGCACAGGAGGAGAGCACGUGACUGCUGUCUUCUCCCUGAACUGCACUUUCCUCCAGGGCCCGUAGCCUUUAGAGACGACCUGUAACCGCGCUGCCUGCAGCCCUCCUGCGUCACGUCCGGUGAGGGGUCGGCAGGUUGCCCAUGCCAUUCGUGGAGAGGUGUAGGCGGGCUCUUCAAGGAGGAAGUGACGAGAAUUUGGAGCCUGUAUUCCAACGAGCUAGAGAUGGCGGAUGGUGGCAGGUCGUAUAUUGAUCAUGAUGACCGGUUUGCUGGAGGACAUUUCAUGAAAAAGAGAAAAGGACGUGGCCCCUUCCAGGGCAAAAUGUAUAGUGAAGGUCCUCCUAAAUAUCAGAAUCGUGGUUACCCACCGAACCCCCGUUCCAGAUUGGAUGAUGAUGAUGGAGAUACUGCUAUGAGUGAUGUACAUGACGCUGCUCGUCCAAGAUUCAAUCCUUACAGUCGGGGAGGGAGAAAAAGAGAUGACAGACCAGGGAGAGACAGAGUAAGCUCCCAUGCGAACAUGUCUAGAGACACUCCCCAUCAUCCUAGAAAUGAGACAAGAGAGGACAAAAGCUGGUUCAAAGUCACAAUUCCUCAUGGGAAAAAAUAUGAUAAGGGAUGGCUAAUAGGUCUCUUACAAAGUGCCUGUGCGCUACCAUUCACACCUGUUGAGUAUCAUUGUGACCAUUCUCGAGCUCACUUCUUCGUGGAAGAUUCUGCUGUGGCAAAAGCCUUAAAACAGAUUUCACGGACAUUCACUGACCGAGAAAACUUCAAGGUUACGAUUUUGACACAUUCUUGUCCUCCCCCUUCGUUUCCGAAAAGUUUGACAGAUGAAGAAAUAGUACAUUUAAAGAACUGUAUGCAGAAACGAUAUGAUGGAGCUCAACAAGCUCUCAAUAUGAAGGCCGUACGUUUGGAUCCAGGCCUAGUUGAAAACAAGGUAGACAUCAUUCUGAACCGGAAGGCUUGUAUGCAGGCCAUGCUACAAAUAAUUGAGGAGAAUGUGCCAGAGCUGCUGUCUUUGGAUCUUAGUAACAACAAACUCUAUAAACUUGACCAUAUGUCAGAAAUUCAUCAUAAAGCUCCUAAUCUGAAGAUUCUUAACCUGUCUGAGAACAUGCUGAGGUCUGAAAAGGACCUGGAUAAGAUAAAAGGCCUUAAAUUGGAAAUGUUGUGGUUAGAUGGGAAUCCACUCUGCAAACUCUUCAGAGACCAAACUUCAUACAUCAGUGCCUUGCGAGAACGUUUUCCCAAACUCCUGCGACUGGAUGGACAUGACCUUCCUCCUCCAAUCACCUUUGAUGUAGAAACCCCCACAACACUCCCUCCUUGCAAGGGCAGUUAUCUUGCAACAGAUGAUAUUAAAGCAUUGGUUUUGCGAUUUCUUCAACAAUAUUACGUGUGCUAUGACAGUGAAGAUCGUGAAGGCCUCCUUAAUGUAUACCACGAUGAGGCUUGCUGUUCGCUCAGCAUUGCUUGUGGGCAAGGACAGAAUCCCUCUAGCAGUCUUGGAGAGUAUUUUAACAACAGCAGAAAUCUAAAAAGAUUACGUGAUCCAGGGCGACGCUUUAAACUACUGAAACACAAGCGCCUUAAUGUUGUUAGCUUCUUAAAUGAGCUCCCUCGUACACAGCAUGAUCUCAAUUCAUUUGUUGUAGACAUUACUGCUCAGUCUAACACACUACUGUGUUUUGUGGUGAACGGUGUAUUUAAAGUUGAGGGGCAGUCUAGUGAUCCUGUACGUGCUUUUACACGGGUGUUCAUAGCUGUGCCAGGCACUGAUGGAGGGCUCCUCUUGGUGAAUGAUGAUCAAUUCAUAAGGAAUGCCACCACAGAAGAGAUUCGGAAAGCAUUUGCCACACCAGCUCCUACUCCUUCCAGCAGCCCAGUACCUGUCCAUGCACCUGUGCCCCAAGAUAUGGUGCAAGCAUUUUCACUGUUCUCAGGAAUGAAUGCAGAAUGGUCUCAAAAGUGUCUUCAGGACAAUGGUUGGGACUUUGAACAGGCAGCACAGAUUUUUAUGAAGCUCAAGGCAGAGGGUAAAAUCCCAGAAGUUGCCUUCAUCAAGUGACUCUCCACUUUAAUCUUUCCUUCAUCUUUGCUCCUUUU
Bufo gargarizans (Asiatic toad) is the source of this 2223-nucleotide messenger RNA. RefSeq names its product nuclear RNA export factor 1 (gene NXF1). Lineage: Eukaryota; Metazoa; Chordata; Amphibia; Anura; Bufonidae. The transcript has 21 exons. Gene Ontology annotation, biological process: poly(A)+ mRNA export from nucleus. Gene Ontology annotation, cellular component: nucleus; cytoplasm. The record is from RefSeq and is a predicted model, not a curated record. The coding region runs from base 335 to 2185 and encodes 616 amino acids. Gene Ontology annotation, molecular function: RNA binding; protein binding.